AUGACUACACAAAUUAAAAGAUUUUUUGAUGACUAUUCUCGCCAUUUUCGAAUGAACGGUGGAUCUAUUAAAUCUAUUAAAUAUGGGGUGAGUCUUAAACGUAAUAUUAGGAAUGACCGAAAAGGUGAUCAUGUAUCCGAAUUUGACAAAAUUUGUGAAGUACAAUCUGAUAAAGCUUCUGUCGAAAUCACUUCACGUUAUACUGGAAUCGUUAAAGAAUUAUUUUAUAAAAUUGGUGAUAUGGCCAAAGUAGGAAGUAAAAUAGUUGAUAUCGAAACUGAAAAUAUAAACGAAACUAUUGAUUCUACGGUGGGUAAUGUUAGUGACGGAAAAUUAUAUAUGUUGGCUGCUCCCGCGGUGAGACGAAUAGUACGUGAACAUAACAUUGAUAUUAAAAGUAUCAAAGGAACUGGAAAAGAUGGUCGGGUGACAAAAGAGGAUGUGUUAAAUCAUGUGGCUGAUCUAAAAAUUGCAGAUAUUCAAAAACCUUACGUUUCUCAGUAUCCUGUGGAAGAUAAAAUUGUUCCUCUUACAAACAUUCAAAAAUCAAUGUUUAAAAUUAUGACGAAAUCUCUUCAAAUUCCUCACUUUGGAUAUAGUGACGAAUAUUCUUUUGAUAAUGUCAUUUCAUUUCGUGACAUGAUUGGUCAAAGUAAUAAUCAAUUUUCAAUCAAGAAAAUUUCUUAUAUGCCAAUUUUAAUAAAAUCAUUUUCGGUAGCUUUACAACAAUUUCCUAUUCUCAACGCAAGUAUUAUUGAAAAAGAAAAUGAUGAUGGUGAUUCCAAUGUGAUAAAAAUAAGAUAUCGUAGUGCACAUAAUGUUGGGAUUGCUAUGGAUACACCAGGAGGAUUAUUAGUACCAAAUAUAAAAAAUGUACAAACGAAAUCUAUUUUUGAAAUUUCCGAAGAUUUACAACGUUUACAAGAAGCGGGUAAAAAAAAUUUAAUUUCACCAACUGAUUUAAAAGAUGGAACUAUAACUUUAUCAAAUAUUGGAAUAAUUGGAGGAAUUUUUCUUUCGCCAGUAGUUGUUUGUUCUGAAUUAUGUAUAGCGGCAAUAGGAAAAAUUCAAAGAUUACCAAGAUUUGAAAUUAUUAAAGAUAAAAUUACAGGAGAAAUUAAAGAACAAGUAGUAGCUAAAAAUAUUGUUCCAAUAAGUUUUUCAGCGGAUCAUCGAGUAAUUGAUGGAGUUACAAUUGCUAAAUUUUCUCAAAGAUGGAAAAAUCUUUUGGAGAAUCCAGCUUUGUUGUCAGCUGAAUUACGAUAA
Messenger RNA from Diversispora eburnea, 1266 nucleotides. Lineage: Eukaryota; Fungi; Glomeromycota; Glomeromycetes; Diversisporales; Diversisporaceae. The record is from the annotation of a GenBank genome assembly.